Molecule: messenger RNA, 203 nt
Organism: Rotaria sp. Silwood2
Lineage: Eukaryota; Metazoa; Rotifera; Eurotatoria; Philodinida; Philodinidae
Source: the annotation of a GenBank genome assembly
UGUAUGAUUUUCAACAUCUGAACGAUUAUCAAUGAUUUAUAAGUUUUUUUUUUUUUAUUGAUUUUUCUAUGAAAUUUUAAUUUUUUGUUAUUAGAUUAUUUGUUCUUCCUUAUUAUGAAUUAGCUAUUGUUGAACAAAAUUUAUUACUUAAUAAACGUCAAAAAGAUGAUAGAGAAAUGAAAAAUAAGAAAAUAAAUCUUUAA